Molecule: messenger RNA, 7010 nt
Organism: Thrips palmi
Lineage: Eukaryota; Metazoa; Arthropoda; Insecta; Thysanoptera; Thripidae
Gene: Egfr
Product: epidermal growth factor receptor
Exons: 8
Coding region: 416-4957 (1513 amino acids)
Biological process (GO): positive regulation of cell population proliferation; multicellular organism development; cell surface receptor protein tyrosine kinase signaling pathway
Cellular component (GO): basal plasma membrane; signaling receptor complex
Molecular function (GO): ATP binding; transmembrane receptor protein tyrosine kinase activity
Source: RefSeq, a predicted model, not a curated record
GGAGGACGGCGGUCGUACGCCCUGCCGUUGCCGUCGCCGUCGCCGGUGUCGUUGCCGGUCUGGAGUUGUCGCUUCUCGCGUCGUCAUGACAGUGCGGGCGUGCGCGAGCGGCCGCGCCACCGCCAGGUAUCCGCGGGGCUGAACCCUGCCCGAUCUGUGCGUCAGUGGGACUACAAGAGCGAUAGCGCUAUUAUUGCGGUUAUCGGGUUAUCGCGAUAGUGCGCGCGCGAGUGUCCAGUGUGUGUGUGAACCUGUGUUAUUGUGCUUCCCGCGGCCAGUCGUGGCCGCCCCAGUGUCUGCAUGCGGCUGCGGUGUGCAUGAGGGCGUGAGUGCGACGUGUUGUGUCAAGUGCCAGUGACGUGUGUCGUGUGUGACGUCGCGACGCCAGGUGCAGUGUGCGUCCUCGUCGUCGGCCAUGUCGCCGCCAGUGGGAUUACUUCCUCGCCGGCUCCGCCCCCCGUGGCUGCACGCCGGGGUGCUGGUGCUCGUCCUGGUCCUGCUGCCCGCCGCCUACAGCCUCGUGGACGAGAGAGUAUGCAUCGGCACGAACGGGCGCAUGUCGGUGCCGUCGAACCGCGAGCACCACUACCGCAACCUGCGCGACCGGUACACCAACUGCACCUACGUGGACGGCAACCUGGAGCUGACCUGGCUCCAGGACGAGAGCUUCGACCUGAGCUUCCUGCAGUACAUCCGCGAGGUGACCGGCUACGUGCUCAUCUCGCACGUGGACGUGCGGCGCAUCGUGCUGCCCCGCCUGCAGAUCAUCCGCGGCCGGACCACCUUCAAGGUCAACAUCAACGAGGAGGAGUUCGCGCUGUUCGUGACGCUGUCCAAGAUGCACACGCUGGAGAUGCCGGCGCUGCGAGAUAUUCUAAGCGGCAGCGUGGGCAUGUUCAACAACUACAACUUGUGCCACAUUCGGACCAUCAACUGGGAUGAGAUUAUCACGGGACACAACGCCAAGUACACCUACGUGUACAACUUCACGUCGCCGGAGCGAGAGUGCCCCGUCUGCCACGCCAACUGUACCGCCGGAUGUUGGGGAGAGGGCGUGGAGAACUGCCAGCAGUUUUCCAAGACCAACUGCAGCCCGCAGUGCUGGCAGGGCCGCUGCUUUGGACCGGAGCCGCGGCAGUGUUGCCACCUCUUCUGUGCCGGAGGCUGCACCGGCCCCAAGCAGAGCGAUUGUCUGGCGUGCCGGAACUUCUACGACGACGGCGUCUGCACCCAGGAGUGCCCCGCCAUGCAAAUGUACAACCCGGUCAAGUACUCGUGGGAGACGAACCCCAACGGCAAGUACGCCUACGGCGCGACCUGCGUCAAGAACUGCCCGGAGCAUCUCCUCAAGGACCAAGGCGCCUGCGUGCGGAGCUGCCCGCCGUCCAAGAAGGCCGUGAACGGCGAGUGCGUGCCGUGCGGAGGUCCGUGCCCCAAGACGUGCGAGGGAGUGCAGACCGUGCACGCCGGCAACAUCGACUCCUUCCAGGGCUGCACCAUCAUCGAGGGCUCGCUGACCAUCCUGGACCAGUCGUUCAAGGGCUUCCAGAUGGUGUACUCCAACUACAGCUUCGGCCCGCACUACCCCAUGAUGCACCCGGACAGGCUCGAGGUGUUCAGCACGCUCAAGGAGGUGACGGGCUACGUCAACAUUCAAGGAUACCACGAGGACUUCACCAACCUGUCGUACUUCCGCAACCUGGAGGUGAUCGGGGGCCGAGCGCUCACCGAGUACUUCGCCUCGCUGUACAUCGUCAAGACGUCGCUGCGCUCCCUGGGGCUGCGGUCGCUGCAGAAGGUGCACUCGGGCUCCAUCGCCAUCCUGGAGAACAAGAACCUGUGCUUCGCGCAGGGCGUGGACUGGAAGCGCAUCAAGAAGUCCCACGAGCACAACACGCUGCUGCAGAACAACAAGAAGGAGGAGGAGUGCAUCGCGGACGGCCUGGUGUGCGACAAGCAGUGCUCGACGGAAGGGUGCUGGGGCCCCGGCCCCACCAACUGCCUGUCGUGCGCCAAGUUCCAGUUCCAGGACCGCUGCCUGCCGGACUGCGACACCAUCGGCGGCAUGUACCGCGCCAGCAUGGGGCUGUGCAAGCAGUGCCACGAGGAGUGCGACUCGACGUGCCGCGGGCCCGGGCCGGGCAACUGCACGCGCUGCCGCAACGUCCGCGACGGCCCCUUCUGCACGGGCACCUGCCCCACCAGCAAGUACGCCGAGGACGGCGAGUGCAAGCCGUGCCACGCCAACUGCGUGUACGGCUGCAGCGGCCCGGAGAACACCAUCGGGCCCACGGGGUGCACGUCCUGCGAGAAGGCCAUCAUCAACGGCGACGUGACGGUGGAGCGCUGCCUGCAGAAGAACGAGUCCUGCCCGGACGGCUACUACUACGAGUGGGUCGGGCCGCAGGAGCAGGGCCCGCUCAAGCCGCUGGCCGGCAAGGCCAUCUGCCGCAAGUGCCACCCGCGCUGCAAGAAGUGCACGGGCUACGGCUUCCACGAGCAGGUGUGCCAGGAGUGCACCAAGUUCAAGCGCGGCGAGCAGUGCGAGGACGAGUGCCUGCAGGACCACUUCGCCGUCAACGGGUCGCAGGAGUGCGUUCCGUGCCACCCCGAGUGCCGCGGCUGCCGCGGGCCCCAGGCCUCCGACUGCUUCAACUGCCGCAACUACAAGAUCUACCGCGGCGGCGGCCAGCCCGGCGACAACACCACCACCUUCAACUGCACCGCCACCUGCCCGUCCGAGAUGCCGCACAAGAUCUUCCCCCAGGACAACCGCGGACCCUACUGCUCGUCCGAGCCCGUGGGCCUGCCCAGCGUGGAGCUCUCCGAGAACCCGUCGCUGCACAUCCUGGUGGGCUCGCUCGUCUUCAUCUUCCUGAUGGCCGUGGUGGUCGUGGGCUCGGCGCUGUUCUACGUGCGCAAGCGCGCCAAGGCCAAGGAGAACGCCGUCAAGAUGACGAUGGUGCUGACGGGGCUGGACGACAACGAGCCGCUGCGGCCCGGCGCCAAGCCCAACCUGGCCAAGCUGCGCAUCAUCAAGGAGGCCGAGAUGCGCAAGGGCGGCGUGCUGGGCUACGGCGCGUUCGGCACCGUGUACAAGGGCGUGUGGGUGCCCGAAGGCGAGAACAUCAAGAUCCCCGUGGCCAUCAAGGUGCUCCGCGAGGGCACCGGCGCCAGCAGCAACAAGGACUUCCUGGAGGAGGCGUACAUCAUGGCCAGCGUGGAGCACCCCAACCUGCUGCAGCUGCUGGCGGUGUGCAUGACGUCCCAGAUGAUGCUGGUCACGCAGCUCAUGCCGCUGGGCUGCCUGCUGGACUACGUGCGCGCGCACCGGGACCGCAUCGGCUCCAAGGCGCUGCUCAACUGGUGCACGCAGAUCGCCCGCGGCAUGGCCUACUUGGAGGAGCGGCGUCUGGUGCACCGGGACCUGGCGGCGCGCAACGUGCUGGUGCAGACGCCGCAGUGCGUCAAGAUCACCGACUUCGGCCUGGCCAAGCUGCUCGACAUCAACGAGGACGAGUACAAGGCGGCGGGCGGCAAGAUGCCCAUCAAGUGGCUGGCGCUCGAGUGCAUCCAGCACCGAGUGUUCACGCACAAGAGCGACGUGUGGGCGUUCGGCGUCACCAUCUGGGAGCUGCUGACCUACGGCGGCCGGCCCUACGAGAACGUGCCGGCGAGGGACGUGCCCGAGCUGCUCGAGAAGGGCGAGCGCCUGUGCCAGCCCCUCAUCUGCACCAUCGACGUGUACAUGAUGAUGAUCAAGUGCUGGAUGCUGGACGCGGAGACGCGGCCCAGCUUCAAGGAGCUGUCCGACGAGUUCUCCAAGAUGGCGCGUGACCCGGGCCGGUACCUGGUCAUCCAGAGGGACCACCUCAUGCGCCUACCGAACUACUCGUCCAGCGAGGCCAAGGACGACAUGAUCCGGUCGCUGUCGUCGGGCAUCGAGGGGCCCGAGGCCCUGGUGGACGCCGACGAGUACCUGACGCCCAAGUCGCGGGGGCCCGUACCAGUGCUGGGUCCGCUGGUGCCCGGAGGUCCUACCUCCAUCACCACGACGACCACCACCACGUCCACGUCGUCCAACAGUCCGCCGCGGACACCGAGCGCCAAGGGCUGGCCCGGCGGCGUCAACCCCAUCGCGCAGCUGUCUUCCGACUCGCCGACGCCGCAGAACCAGAGGAACUGGGAGCUGCUGAGGUACGCGGCGGGCAUGUCUGGUCACCAGCUGGCCACGGCGGCGGCCCUGGUGGCUCGCCAGCAACAGCAGCAGGGCUACGCCGGCCACCCCGACAUGCAGAGGAGGAUGCACUUCGCGCAGGGACUCCAGGAGGCGCUGGCCGCCUACGGCGCCGAGCAGCUCAAGCAAAGAGAAAACGCCGGCAGUGCCAUGGAGGAGGACUGCUGCGACACGGGGGCUUCGAAACGGGAGGCACAGGUCGGCUCGCUCAAGCUGGACCUUCCGCUGGACGAGGACGACUACCUGAUGCCGUCGCCGCAGACGUCGCAAGGUCAGGGCACGUACAUGGACCUCAUCGGGGACCCGUCCAAGAUGUCUGGAGAAAACGGCGAGGCCAGAAACGGUGGCUUUAGGACGUUCCCGGACUUCCUGCAACUGCCGGGCAACAAGCCGACGAGCGUAGACAACCCCGAGUACCACCUCGUUAGCAACGAACCCACCACGCCGGUGACGCCGUCGUCGGCACAACCUCUGGGCAUCCCCAUCACCCAACCGGAGCCGGCGGGACCCUCGGGGUCCUCAGGGUCCUCAGUGCCCGUGGGCGGCGUCGCGUCCGCCGCGGGUAACGGUGUCGCGGGCGUCGGCGGCCAGGUGUUCCUGGGCCACGCGCCGCGGUCCUCGGAAGAAGAGUCAGACCACGAAUACUACAAUGACCUGGACCGCCUUCAGAGGGAGCUGCAACCCCUGAAACCCCUUAGAAGAAACGAGACCACAGUGUGACAAUAAUGUGGUGUGGUGUGUGUGAGAAGGACUCGUUCUGAGAUGAGCGUCUAGCGCCACCCCGCCCCGUUUUAGGUCUCACUCAUUUAUUUGUUGUUGUUCUUUGUUGUCAUUGUCGUGUUCGUGUCUUGCGUUAAACUGCAAUUGUUAUUUUUUAAAUCUUUCCUCUUUCGGAUGAGCACAGCUUUCCUACCUCACUCUUUUUCCCACUCUCCCACGUUUUCUCCCGAUUCCUUUGUUUCUCGUGGUUCUGAUUGUCAAUACAAUCAGCACUGAGUGCCAUAGCGCCGUCGCGCCUUCCCCCCCCCCUCUCCCCUUUUCACCCUCUCCCCCGUGCUCACUCCUCUUCUCUUUUUUUCCCCUCUUGUGGGCUGACAAAGCUUGGUCAGUCUAACAGAGACACAGUUUCGUAUCCAAGUGUGAUGAAACUUUUACUGAUAGUUUUAUGUUUCCCUGUGAUGCUCAAUGUGAUUUCAAACUUGUACUAUAUCUGUUUCAUAUCUUAUUUAUGAAAAAAUUGAGAUCACAGUGCUUUAGACUUUUUUAACUGCUGGCCGCCUUUGUACCAUCAGCCAUUUAUCAUAGUCAGUUCCAGAUCGUGAAUUGUUCAUCCCAUUUGGCCAAUAAUGUUGUGUAGAAAAGAGCACUUCUACCAAUUAGUCACAGCUUGCUUUGCAUCAUUAAUUUUUAAACUUACCAACAUGCAAGUCUGACCUGCCAAAAAAAAAAAAACUUUAGAAGUUUUCUUAGGUCAAAUGUAUGCUCAAUUGUCAUGCAAUCAGCAUACUACAUAACAAAUUGUAUUGAACUUGUCACAUUGUUAUACUCAUUGCCUAACUCUUUGUGAUCUGAUCUCUAACGUACUUUCUCUCUAUUAUGCAUAUUUAUGACUAUGAAAUUUGUGUCUUUAUCAUAAAUUUUACUGUGCCAUGUUAUAUCUCUGGCAUCAAAAUUAAUCAUAAUCUAUUGCACAUAACAAAAAUUACGUACUCAUUUACACAAAUGAAUUUUGUUUGUACUAGAAUUUUCCUAGACCUAUUUGCCAUAUUGUGACUGAGGUACAACGGUUUUAAUUCUAUGAGAUUAAUGAAUCCUGCUCAUGUAUAGAAUCAUGCUUUAACAAAUUUGUCUUGCAUGCAUUUUAUGGCUGUAUGGAUCUUUAGGGCAGCAGAGUGUUUUUAUGUGAAAUAUGUACUAUGUUGAAUGUAAAUUAUGUAAAUGAAAUUUUAUCUGAAAAGAGUCUUAAAAUUUAUAUGAAUGUUAACAAACUUAGAACAUUUGAAUGUGAGAAGUUGUAUGCAUACCCAUUACAAAGAAAUGUUCUUUGCUUUUGUACUAUACUCAAGAAUCAAAUUCUGGGAUUAUUGUUGCAAAGCCGUAACAAAGCAAAGGAUAGUUCUUUGGAUAUACCAAAUACAUAUGUACACUUGACUGUAUGGGAUUGAAUCAAAACUGUGUAUAACUGGCUCAUUCAAGUGUGAUUUAAGUGUCUUGUCUGUGAUAUUAGUCUUAAGGUUUAAUUGUCACCAACAUCCCAGUGUGUCCCUAAAGAUGAAACUUUAUGAGUGGAAAUUUUGAAGUCAUUGUUAUUGAUUUUUGUUUUCAAUGUCAGCUUUAAAUUUUUUAUGUAUCUGAAUGGCACUUACACUUUUGCUUCAAAUGAUUGUGUUGUGUUGUGAAAUAUUAAAAUCGCUUUUCAAAAUUUUGAGUUUAAUUCCAGCAUUGGUACUAAAAUUACUUUAUUUUUAUGAGUGCCAUUUGUAGUCAGGGUAAAAGUUGGUCCUUAAAAUUACCUACCGAAAUUGUACAUUUCAGUUGUAUAUUCAAAGAGUAAAAACCUAUUGUUGAAAUUUUAACUUUUCAGUCUUCUAUAUGAACAAAGUGACAGAAUGUAAUUUAAAGAACAUGAAGAGCUUUAUUUAUAUAACCAUGAAAUUUAUGAUGAAGACCCACCACUCUGUUCAUAUGUUAAGACUCAACACCGAUAACUGUUUUGGUGUGAAACACCGUACUGGUCUAUUUUUACUGUAAUAAAGAAUUUAUAUGAAAAGAA